AUGAAAGAGGACCGUCAGCCUCCAGCUGAAAUCAGUGAAAACAAUGAUAGGCAUGGAAAAGAAAGUCAUUCAAGUUUCCGUGAUGGUCAUUGUCUUCAAUGGUCUGAUUCAGAUGCCAAUAAUACAUGGAAGUGUGAAGAAUCUUCUGGAUGGCCAUCUUGGGAAACCUUGCAAGCAAACCGCGGUGCACAGACGGUUAACAGCAUCAAAAGAGACAGACAUGAAAUUCCAGAAACCAUGAGGAAAUUGAGUGGGGAUAGCAGCUACAGAAAGAGAAUGUCUCCAACUUUUGAUGAAUUCGAGCCACAAAAAAGGAGCCGCUCCCCAGAAAAUUGUUGGAGCCGCUCUCGCAGAGGCAGAGGUGAGAGCAGGAGCAGGAGCAGGGACAGAGGCCGGAGCAGGAGCAGGAGCAGGAGCAGUGGCAGGGGCAGAAGCCGGAGCCGGAGCCGGAGCAGGAGCAGAGGCAGGGAAAGAGGCUGGUGCAGGAGCCGGAGUCGGAGCCCACUGUCUGAUCAUAGACGUGAACCUUUUGGAUGGAGUGGCAAAAGAAGAAGUGGGUUGGGAAUAUCAUCUCAACCAUGUAGAGAUUUUGCGGGGGGAAGUGUCGGAGAGGCAGUCAGUGCAGGUUCCUUCAUCAGGAUAACCUCAAUUACAGAAAUGGGGACUGCUCAGAAAAUGAGUUUGCAGAAAGGUGGAGAAGUAAACCAGAGCAUGGAGGUGUUUUAA
This is a messenger RNA of Ilex paraguariensis (yerba mate), 726 nucleotides long. The record is from the annotation of a GenBank genome assembly. Lineage: Eukaryota; Viridiplantae; Streptophyta; Magnoliopsida; Aquifoliales; Aquifoliaceae.